ACAGCUAGCGGGGAGGGAGCAGGAAGGGUAGGCAGGUGGGCGUUUGUUGGCGGCUUUUGUUAGUGAGCGUUUUGUUUUCUCCGACUAUAACGGUAGAGUUUCUCUGUACUUUCGUUCUGGCGGCAGGUUGAGGAGUUGUUUUUCCUCCCGAAUUCUCCGUUCGAUUCUUCCUCAGCAUCUUGUUUGGUCAGGAGCUCCUGUCAGGGCCUUAGUUUCCCUCUCAGUCUCCCCAGUUCCCUACCUAAAUCCCCUUCUUUCCUUAUCACUCCAACUUUUCAUACAACAUUCCCAGGAAGUUCUCUUUAUUUUUCCCUUGCCCGUUUUCCUGGGUCAGCCGCAUCCGCUUCUACGAUUUUCCCGCUCUUCACCAGCAACCAAGAUCAUAGCUACUCUCAUGGCUCUGAUAGCUGGUAUGAUCCGUCGGCUGGAUGAGAGUGUGGUGAACCGCAUUGCAGCUGGAGAAGUCAUUCAGAGACCCUCCAAUGCCAUCAAGGAGAUGGUGGAGAACUGUUUGGAUGCCAAAUCUACCAGCAUCCAGGUAACAGUGAAGGAUGGUGGCUUAAAACUAAUUCAGAUCCAAGAUAAUGGUUGUGGAAUUAGGAGGGAAGACUUGGAUAUUGUGUGUGAGAGAUUCACCACAAGUAAACUGCAGACAUUUGAGGACCUAGCUAACAUUUCUACAUACGGGUUUAGAGGCGAGGCACUGGCUAGUAUAAGUCAUGUUGCCCAUGUUACUAUAACAACUAAAACAGCUGAUGGAAAGUGUGCCUACAGGGCAAACUAUUCUGAUGGAAAAUUGAAGGCUGCCCCCAAACCUUGUGCUGGAAACCAGGGAACUCAGAUCACUGUUGAGGAUCUAUUCUACAACAUAACCACUAGAAGAAAAGCUUUAAAAAAUCCAAGUGAAGAAUACUCAAAAAUAUUGGAAGUUGUUAGCAGAUAUGCUGUUCACAACUCUGGCAUCAGUUUUUCAGUUAAAAAGCAAGGUGACACAGUAGCAGAUGUCAGAACACUUUUGAAUGCUACAACUGUUGACAAUAUCCGGUCCAUCUUUGGAAAUGCUGUUAGCAGAGAGUUGAUUGAAGUGGGCUGUGAAGAUGCAACAUUGGGUUUUAAAAUGAAGGGUUAUGUAACCAAUGCGAACUAUUCGGUAAAGAAAUGCAUCAUUUUGCUUUUCAUAAACCAUCGACUGGUUGAGUCAAAUGCUUUGCGUAAAGCAAUAGAAACUGUGUAUGCGGCUUAUUUACCUAAAAAUACACAUCCAUUUUUAUACAUAAGCCUUGAAAUAAACCCUCAGAAUGUAGAUGUCAAUGUGCAUCCCACAAAGCAUGAAGUUCAUUUCCUUCAUGAAGACAGCAUCUUGGAGCGUGUGCAGCAACACACAGAGAGCAAAUUAUUGGGCUCUAACUCAUCAAGGAUGUAUUUUACCCAGACAUUGCUACCAGGUGUUACUGCCUCUUCCACUGAUGUUGUUAAAUCAGCAACUAGUCAAGGAGGAGACAAGGUCUAUGCCCAUCAAAUGAUCCGUACUGAUUGCCGGGACCAGAAACUGGAUGCUUUUCUGAAGCCAGCAAAUAAAUCCAUGACUUCUGAACUUGCUGCAGUGUCACCACAGGAAAGCAACAAGAAGCAAAGUUGCAAGGGAACUGGAUUACAAGAUGUUGAGAUGGAAGAAUCUGGUGACUUGAAUUUAAGAGCUUUAGGAGUGGAACCUGCAAAGACACCAGAAGAGCCAAUGGAAAGUCAACCAGCAUCUCUUGAAGCUAUACCUGCUAGAAAGAGACAGCGAACAGACUGUGAUGUGGAAAUGAAGGAACAGACAAGACAGGAAAUGACUGCUGCCUUCACUCCAAGGAGGAGAAUUAUUAACUUAACUAGUAUAUUGACCCUUCAAGAGGAAAUUAGUAACCAGGCACAGGCAAGUCUUCAGGAGAUGCUACAUGAUCACUCCUUUGUUGGAUGUGUUAACCCUCAGUGGGCAUUGGUGCAAUAUCAGACAAAACUGUAUCUGCUCAAUACCACAAAGCUCAGCCAAGAAAUGUUCUAUCAGAUCCUUAUCUAUGACUUUGGAAACUUUGGAGUUUUAAGAUUGUCAGAACCGGCUCCUCUCUAUGAUCUUGCUAUGCUUGCCUUGGAGAAUGAUGAAAGUGGUUGGACAGAAGAUGAUGGUCCAAAGGAAGGCCUCGCUGAAUAUAUUGUUGACUUUCUAACAAAGAAGAGUGAAAUGCUGAAAGAUUAUUUCUCUCUUGAAAUUGAUGAAGCAGGGAACCUUACAGGACUACCACUUCUGAUAGAUAAUUAUGUCCCUCCUUUGGAAGGGUUGCCUAUGCUUGUCCUUCGUCUGGCCACAGAGGUAAACUGGGAUGAAGAAAAGGAAUGUUUUGAUAGACUGAGUAAAGAAUGUGCCAUGUUCUAUUCCAUUAGAAAACAGUAUAUAAUGGAAGAGUCUGAUCUUACUACUCAACAGGCUGAAGACUCUGGAGCUGGUAUGAGAUCAUGGAAAUGGACAGUGGAACACGUACUUUAUAAAGCUUUUAGGAUAUAUCUUUUGCCUCCCAAGAACUUCACAGAAGAUGGCAACAUUCUGCAGCUUGCUAAUUUACCAGACUUAUACAAAGUCUUUGAAAGAUGCUGAACACAGAUGUAUGAAUUAAGAUCAGUAGCUAUUUAUUAACAAGCUUGCUGCUUAGCACUACUGCAGGAAACUCAGUGUUUGAAUUGCAGACCAGAAAGUCUGAAGCAUUCCAAGUUUCCAAAGUGUCGGAGUACGCACAGCUCUCGUAUAGUAUUUUAUGAAAAAAAAUAACCAGUGAAUUCCCAAGUUUUCAUUCAUUCAUAUCUGAAAAAGAGAUAAGGUAGCCAGUUCAGAGUUCUAUAGAAUUGGUCAGUAAACCCUCUUCAGUAUGUUGUCUUAUGAACCAAUAAAGUAAUUGGUCCAUUUCUUGUGUUUCAAGGUGUACAUGGGACAAAUAUAAAAAUACCAAAAUACUAGAGCCAAGUAAUAGUAUUCUCAAUUUCUGCUCAUCCCUGACAGUAGCCUAGGACUAGAAGAUAUUACCAUACCUAAACUGAAUGCAGAGGACGUGGAAAAAAUGCUCAAAGCACCUGCUAGGGGCUAGGUAAUAGACUAAUGUAUCUAGCAUUUUUUCUGUGCCUCCAGGAUCCUUGUAAAAUCUGUGAACUCAUCUAUGUGAGGCUAGGCACAACAUAACAAGCUCCACAUAUUUGGCAAAUGGGUACACUGGAGCUGUGAAGAAAAGUUAGCCAUAUCCGUUGUCAGCUGUAAAGCAGAAUAGCUAACCUGCGUUAUAGUUUUAGUAUGUGGUAAUACUACUUUGAGUCACAUGAUUAACUGUAAAAGUGAACACAAUGAAAAGUUAACUGGAGAUUUUAAGUAUUUGCAAACGAAUGCACAGGGAAUAAUGUAAAAACAUAUACCCAGACACAUUCAAUACUAAUUUGGUAAGUAAAGUGUCCAUUUAAUUUUUCCCCCCACCACAUUUCUCCUAUCCACCCACAUUUCACUCCACACUUAAGCAGCCGCCAACACCUGGUUUUACAAUGUACAGCAAAGCAUCUUGUAAGUUGGUACUCCUACAUGAGGAGUACUUAUGGAUAGUACUUUUGGAAGUCAAACUCAGGUAUGCAUCACCCAUGCAAUAAAGCACAUUUUAUACAGUCAUUUCUAUUUUAUAUAAAUUUAAAUAUUUUACAAAAACGUCCAUCAAAAUGUAUAAAGUUUAGCAAACACAGACCCCAAAAUGUAUCUUAAAAUAAAUGUUAUCUGAUUCCAAAGGUUAUUUUAAUCUAAUCACUGAAAUCUACAUUGCACCAUAUAGAAGGCACUUGUGCCAUGUGAUGUCUUGAGCACAUAAUUGGUUAAUUUGUAAUGCAGCAUACUCUUGAAUCAUGCAGUUGUCUCCAAGCACCAAGCAUUAUUAAAGCAGAUGAAAAUAGUUCAAUGAACAAAUCUGAUUUCACAAUUGUGAAAUACAGCAUUGGGCUCCAGCAGACUCUAGAAUUAAGCUGCUAAAAUUCUCAUCAUAAAAAUGCAAACUUUUUUCAUUCAUUCAAGUUACAAAAUGUUUGCCACUUAAUUAUGAAACUAAAAACGCAUUGAACAGCUCACUGUUCAACGUUUGUGCCAAAGAAAUUCUGUAUUAAAACAAGCUAGGGGCAAGUUUUCAAGGAGCAGUGCACAAUUUUUAAGGUUUCCUUCUAUUGUUGAGACAGAAGUGCAGUUCUGUUUGCCUUCAUUUUCUCCAACCGUUUUACUAAGUGGCUGUUGGUCAUCUCCAUUUCUUCUAUCCGGUCCAAUGCUGUUCGUAACUUUAAAAAAAGCCAAAAUACAUAUUAAGUAUAACAGUUCAUUUUGAGAGAAUCUACAUUAAAGAAUAUUACAUCAAAUCCAUGUAGAAUUAUACAGUUUCAAAAAACAAAGCAAAAACUAAAUGACUGGAGCUUUGAUGCAGAAAGUAUUUUUACAUAAUCAAGGUCCAAAGGCAAUUUAAUUAUUCUGAAAUAAACCGCCAUCUACAAACAGAGUUUCUAAGGCAAUUUGAGCCCUGCCAAAUUGGGUGAUUUGUCCAAACAAGAUAUUUAAACCUUUAUCUGCAGUAAUUAUGUAGAAUGUGAAAAUCAGAUUUUAACAGCAAAGAUACAUACAAGUAAGUGCAGAUCCUUCCAUUUGCCUCAAUCACUUUUCUCCUAGCUACAAGCAGCUAUGGCAUUAUACCCCAGCAGAGGGGAAAGUUAUAGGUAGGUGUGGGAAGUGCUCCAACCUUUGCUAUUAACAUUGGGGCGCAUCUUGCAUUAAAUAGAACAAGCCCAGGUUUAGAAAGACCCAUCUAUUGCCAUUAUCAGUGUUCAUUCUUUAGGAAAAGAUUUUUUUCUCCACCAGAAUACCCACCAUGCUACUGUUUGCCAUCCCAUCAUAAGCGACUAUACAGUCAAGAUAAUCUGAUUUUGUAGCUGCUAGAGACUAACAUUUACUUUGACCUCUGAUUCAUCCUUUGAUUUGUAAACAGUUGGACAACUCCCAAACUAUUAAGAAACCUCAAUCCCCGAGUGUGAAAUACACAUUUGAGACGUAAUCACUGCCUCAUCUUUGUAUUUAAGAACAUAAGAGCCUGCUGGAUCAGGCCAGUGGCCCAUCUAGUCCAGCAUCCUGUUCUCACAGUGGCCAACCAGGUGCCUGGGGGAAGCCCGCAAGCAGGACCCGAGUGCAAGAACACUCUCCCCUCCUGAGGCUUCCGGCAACUGGUUUUCAGAAGCAUGCUGCCUCUGACUAGGGUGGCAGAGCACAGCCAUCAUGGCUAGUAGCCAUUGAUAGCCCUGUCCUCCAUGAAUUUGUCUAAUAUUUUAAUGCCAUCCAAGCUGGUGGCCAUUACUGUGUCUUGUGGAAGCAAAUUCCAUAGUUUAACUAUGCGCUGAGUAAAGAAGUACUUUUGUUUGUCCUGAAUCUUCUAACAUUCAGCUUCUUUGAAAGUCCAUGAGUUCUAGUAUUAUGAGAGAGGGAGAAAAACUUUCCUCUAUCCACUUUCUCAAUGCCAUGCAUAAUUUCAUACACUUCUAUCAUGUCUCAUCUGACCCGCCUUUUCUCUAAACUAAAAAGCCCCAAAUGCAACCUUUCCUCAUAAGGGAGUCGCUCCAUUCCCUUGAUCAUUCUGGUUGCCCUCUGAACCUUUUCCGACUCUAUAAUAUCCUUUUUGAGAUGAGGCGACCAGAAACGUACACAGUAUUUCAAAUGCGGCCGCAUCAUAGAUUUAUACAACGGCAUUAUAAUAUCGGCUGUUUUAUUUUCAGUACCUUUCCUAAUUAUCCCUAGCAUGGAAUGUGCCUUUUUCACAGCUGCCGCGCACUGGGGUGACAUUUUCAUCGUGCUGUCCACUACAACCCCGAGGUCUCUCUCCUGGUCGGUCACCGCCAGUUCAGACCCCAUGAAGAGGUACACCUGGCACCUACACUAUUAUCUUUUCGGCGCCAGGUAAAGACCUUUUUAUGCUCCCAGGCAUUUUAAUCACUCUAAUCUUUUUAGCUUUUUAAUCUUGUAUACUAAGUCUUUAUUUUUAUUUUCUGUUUAACUGUAUUUGUUUUUAUGUCAUAUAUGUUUUUGUGAUUUUAUUAUUGCCAUGUAUGUA
Molecule: messenger RNA, 6140 nt
Organism: Rhineura floridana
Lineage: Eukaryota; Metazoa; Chordata; Lepidosauria; Squamata; Rhineuridae
Gene: MLH1
Product: mutL homolog 1
Exons: 19
Coding region: 395-2635 (746 amino acids)
Biological process (GO): mismatch repair
Cellular component (GO): MutLalpha complex
Molecular function (GO): mismatched DNA binding; ATP hydrolysis activity; ATP binding
Source: RefSeq, a predicted model, not a curated record